AUGGCACUUCCAAAUGAUAACUUUAAUGCUGCAAGUGGUACACCUUCUUCUCCACCACAACAAUUCCAACAAACGGGAAACUUUCAAUUAGGUCCGCCCGCUGGCCCACCACCAUCCGAUUCUCCACUUGGCCCACCACUUGGUCCUCCACCAUCAGAUGUCAAUGGGCUUGCAGAACAAAAACAGCAGUUCUAUCCAUCACCGUCAAUGCCGCCACAAACUAACGUAAUACAUGUAGUUUCUCCACAGACGCAACCUCUUGGUGAAAAACAGGAAAAUCAGCAGACACUGCAGAAUGUUCCAGUUUUGCAUCAACCAUUCUUCUAUAACGGACAACCCACUAUGAAAACAUAUUAUUUAAUGUGGUUCUUCCUUGUUAGUUUGUUUGCGACUAUGAUUGAACGAUUAGAUACAACGGCAAUAGCGUAUAUUGCUAAACUACGUGAUUUUAUAGCAUAG
Messenger RNA from Ambispora gerdemannii, 459 nucleotides. NCBI's taxonomy places the organism in Eukaryota, Fungi, Glomeromycota, Glomeromycetes, Archaeosporales, Ambisporaceae. The record is from the annotation of a GenBank genome assembly.